CGAAACUGACAUGGCGCCCUCUGGGUCGGCGUUUCCGGGCGGGUCCUUCCGACAGCCCCCGCGGUGAUUCCAUCACUCAGCUUCCUUCCCGGCCUGCCUCGCGCUGGGGCCGGGCUGGGCCAGAGCAGCCCAAGAUGGCCGACUUCGAGGACCGGGUGUCGGAUGAGGAGAAGGUGCGCAUAGCUGCUAAAUUCAUCACUCAUGCACCCCCAGGGGAAUUUAAUGAAGUGUUCAAUGAUGUUCGGCUACUACUUAAUAAUGACAAUCUCCUCAGGGAAGGGGCAGCACAUGCAUUUGCCCAGUAUAACAUGGAUCAGUUCACACCUGUGAAGAUAGAAGGAUAUGAAGAUCAGGUCUUAAUUACAGAACAUGGUGACCUGGGUAAUAGCAGAUUUUUAGAUCCAAGAAACAAAAUUUCCUUUAAGUUUGAUCACUUACGGAAAGAAGCAAGUGACCCCCAGCCAGAGGACGUAGAUGGAGGUCUGAAGUCUUGGAGAGAAUCCUGUGACAGUGCUUUAAGGGCCUAUGUGAAAGAUCAUUAUUCCAACGGCUUCUGUACUGUUUAUGCUAAAACUAUAGAUGGCCAACAGACCAUUAUUGCAUGUAUUGAAAGCCACCAGUUUCAGCCUAAAAACUUCUGGAAUGGUCGUUGGAGAUCAGAGUGGAAGUUCACCAUCACACCACCUACAGCCCAGGUGGUUGGAGUCCUUAAGAUUCAGGUUCACUAUUAUGAAGAUGGCAAUGUUCAGUUGGUUAGUCAUAAAGAUGUACAGGAUUCAGUAACGGUCUCGAAUGAAGUCCAAACUGCCAAGGAGUUUAUUAAAAUCAUAGAGCAUGCAGAAAAUGAGUAUCAGACAGCAAUUAGUGAAAACUAUCAAACAAUGUCAGACACCACAUUCAAAGCCUUGCGCCGGCAGCUUCCUGUUACCCGCACCAAAAUCGACUGGAACAAGAUACUCAGCUACAAGAUUGGCAAAGAAAUGCAGAAUGCUUAAAGGCUGAAUGUAGGAUUCUUCAGUAUGUGGAAAGAAAGGAUUUAACAUGCGGUCAUAUGAUAAAUAAGUGAUUUAUAAACAAGAGUGAUAUUUUGCUAGGGCUUUCAGAGUUAACAGGUUUUCUAGCCUCAUGAAAUACUGUUGAACCUAUAGCAUCGUCUUGAUUCUUUUGUGUUCUCUGCCUUGUAAUUUUGUUUUCACUAUAUCUACUUGUAAAAAAAAUUUUUUUUUUUUUUUUAAUUCUGCCACAUUUAAUGAUGGAGAGAGAGAGAGAUCUAUCCUGGAGUCAUUUUACUGUUUAGAAAAUUUUCCUAGCCAUGAAGUUCUGUUACUGAUACAGACAGGUAAUAUGCUCAGUACUUUUCUACCCCUGUCCUUCAAAGCACUUCUGGUACUUCAGUGGUUUUUACUGAUCCACCAAUAGCUAAAGAGGCUAUGCUACAAACUAGCUGAAUGGAAGACACAUUCAUCCUUCUCCCUCUGACUGCUUUGAUCAUCAUUUAUAGCAUCUCAUAACCAUAGUUUUCAAAAGUUUGGAUUGGGCUUUUCAGGUCCUUUUGUGGGGCAAAGGAAGUUUUCUGGAAAUUCCAUUAUAGUCAGCUUCUCUGGGGAAGUUGUUUUUAAAUCCAAAGACUUGAACCACAUUCCCUGCACAUGAACGUGUUUGCUUUUUUCUCUUCCCUCAUUGUCUCCUUCCCAUCUAGUACCAUUUUAGUUACAGACAUCUGCAUUUUUAGAAGGGUUUUACCCAUUUAUUAUUUUUUAUUAUUAUUCAAGAACUGCUGACAUACUAGGGAUGUAGUCGAGUAUAAAACUUGAAAAAUGCAGAUGUUGAAGGAAUAGUAGGUAUCUUGUGCUUUAAUACUUUGUGGCAGGAUUGUACUAUGAACAGAUGAAUCAAACAACUAUGUACAUCACAAACAAAACUAAAAAUGAACCAAAGUGAAAAGGAUACGUUCCAGGCAGUAUCUUUCUAUUGUAACCUGUUAUUUAAGGGAAUACUAGUGAUUUGUUCUAAAUGGGAUGUAAAACUUGUUCCAAAUUACUCUUCCUCAGUCCUGCCUGCCAAGAACUGAAAUGUAACUGUGAUAUAGCAACCCUUCCCAGGUAUAUUGGCAGGUAUAUGUGUGAUCUCGGAAUACACAGGUGACAUAGAUAUGAUAUGACAACUGGUAAUGGUGGAUUCAUUUACAUUGUUUACACUUCUAUGACCAGGCCUUAAGGGAAGGUCAGUUUUUAAAAAACCAAGUAGUGUCUUCCUACCUAUCUCCAAAUAAAUGUUAAAAAAGAAGGGUGUUUGUGCUUCAGCUUUGUUUUUGCUCAGUAAUACAGUCAAGCAAGUUUGUUUCCAAGUGACCUGUUGAGCUGUGUAAGCAUUUUUGUUUAUUUCAAAUAAAAUAUAUUUGUAUUAUGUGUCA
This is a messenger RNA of Mustela erminea (ermine), 2413 nucleotides long. It is a transcript of the gene CAPZA1, whose product is annotated as capping actin protein of muscle Z-line subunit alpha 1. Gene Ontology annotation, biological process: actin cytoskeleton organization; barbed-end actin filament capping. The record is from RefSeq and is a predicted model, not a curated record. Gene Ontology annotation, molecular function: actin filament binding. Lineage: Eukaryota; Metazoa; Chordata; Mammalia; Carnivora; Mustelidae. Gene Ontology annotation, cellular component: F-actin capping protein complex; actin cortical patch. The transcript is spliced from 10 exons. Bases 135 to 995 code for a protein of 286 amino acids.